UUAGGUUAUGUUUGCACGUCCAUGUUGUCGAUGUUUCAAUGUUUGUUCCAUUUAUAUGCAUAAUUUAAUUAAGAGAGGGUGGUUUUAGGUUUAUUGGUUUACAUUAUUGCAUCAUUAGAUUUACAAAAAAUAAGUUUUAGGUGAAGCACUGACGGCAUAGAUUUUGUACAACACGAUGACAUCUCAAGAGGAAAAUAAGGACACCUCUGGUUCUGAAGAGGAUCAAAUGAAGCAACGGCUGACCGAAGCCGGUUUGUUUGACGAUGACAUGACAUUUAAGCAGAUGAAGGAAAUCAUAGGUGUCCUUGAUGAAUCAGCAAUGUACAUAGGGGAAAAUAAUGUUUAUCAAAAUUCGCAAUCACGAACUCCAUCGGUAUCCCCGCCGAUUCAAGAACCAGUCAAUGUCUCCUCACCGGAAGCUCCAAGUGAAAACAGUACGGAAACCCCCAAGAUGAGCUACUCAAAUGUAGCGAGAAGUAGCAAAUCACCUACGGGAAAUGUGACUCAUAAGAAAAGGAAUAGUGCAGACGGAAAUUCAGCUAUGGAAGCCACCGAGCAUACUUCUCCAAAAGAACAUUCACCCGUACCGAAAGCCGGUUUAACGGACUGGGAGAAAAAAGCACUGAGGCGAAAGAAAUUAUCCAUGGAUCCUCUGAAAAUCGUUCACAACGAAAACGACAUACCUCUUCGUACACCGGAACGCCUAUGUGUUGCCGAGAGCGACCCAUUUAGCUUUUGCAACGAUUUGAAAAAUUCAAAGUACACUCCUAAAGAACUAGUUCAAAAAGUGAGUGACUAUUUGCAAGAGGUUCGAGAUGAGUGGAUCGCUCACACUAGGCCUAAAGCUGAAGAAUCGGAUGAUCAAUGGGGGGCGCCCAUCAAGGUGGGCAGUCGCAACCUUAGUUUGGAUAAAAAGUCGGUGAUGAGGAGUGAACCGGAUGUUGAAGAUCCAGCCAGGGAUCCCCGUGCCAGGGCCAGUAAACGUAAGGCCGCUUCACUUAUUGCCAGCAUUACUAAUGUUUCUGAUAGCGACCUCGAGCCAGAUGAUGAUGAAUCUUUGUUGAAAAAAAGAAAAUCUCAGCAGGAAGGAAGAAUCACCACCGCAGGCGGAAGUGAUGUGCAGAUGUAUGUAGACGACGAUCCCGAAUCUUCCGAAAUGCCCAGUACAUCCUCCUUUUAUUUGGCCAAUCAACAGAAAAUGGAUAGUGAAGAAGAUGACAUUUUCGAACCUUCCGUCAAGAGUAAAUCACCUGAACCUUUUGUGCCCAGAAGAAUUAUUCCUCCUAAUCCCGGUACCAACAAAGCGAGGAGAGGAAGAGGCGGUAGAGGAGGAAAGAGCUUCAAAGGACCUCGGUCUAAAAAAUCUUUCGAAAAUGCCAAUAAGACUCCUGAUACAGAAUCUCCACCUGAAAAGAAGUCCUCGCCGCCGGAAAUUGUGUUAGAUAACGAUACAGACGUUUUCGAUUUUGAUGAUGUUUCGAAAGCAACCGAUCUGAAAAUGCUUAAACUUCCAAUGAAAGAGAGGCAGAAACUGGCCCAACAGAAGCUUGAAGACAUGAAAAAUAAAGAGAAACAGCAAAUGGACCAAAAGAAAUCGUAUGAGGAAAUGUGCGAGGAGAGGAGAAAGAAAGAGAGAGAAGAAAUGCUGAGGAAGCGACAGGAGGAGGAGGAAAAGGCGAAAAGGUUGGUCAAAGAAAAGGAGGAGAAGGCGAAUGAAAAAAAGAAAAUGUGGAAUAAGGUCCUCAACCAUAGCGUUAAACAGAAAAAGGAAAAAUCAAAAGGAAUGUCCGAGGAGGAAGUCAGGAGACAGCUGGAGGGCAUUGAAGAUGACGCCGACGUUGUAGUUUGCGAUGAACAGCCAGCAGAUAAUAAUGUAGGUUCAACAUCAGAAAAUCGGGUAUCCUGUCCGAUUUGUAAUAGGCGGUUUCCGGAGAGUGAAAUAGAGAAUCACGCUUCCGAAUGCAACCAAUUUGAUAAUGACGAAGAAGAUACAUCGAUAUCUGUUACUGGUUUUCAUCGAGGAAAAAAUAUAAUUAAGUGUAACGUCUGUGAUGCCUAUGAAACUUAUGAUCCCAAUGACUAUAUCGAACAUACUCAAAUCUGCAUAGAACAAGAUCGACAUCGAAAAGCCUCAAUGUUAAAUUCUGCUUUUGUGCAGAAGUCUACAAUUUUAGAAGACAAAAUGGAAAAUGUUUGCAUUCUGUCCCUGUUACUAAUUGUCUCUUCAAUUAACGCAGAAUCAUUAUUUCUUCAUAAUGGAUGGACUGGAAUCAUAAAAUCUACUGGAAAAGAAUUUCCGGCUACGGUACCUGGUGGAGUCUUUACAGACUUGGAAAAGGCGCAAAUAAUUCCAGAUACUUUGAAAGGAUUUAACGAUGUCAAUAACCGAUGGGUAGCUAACGAAACUCUAACUUACGUUACACACUUUACAGUUGAUAAAACUUUUUUGGAAUCUCCUAAAGUUGCUCUCGUAUUUCACGGACUAGACACUUUUGCAAACAUUUUUGUAAACGGCGAUUUAGUUGGAACGUCUGAAAAUAUGUUUGUAAAGUACGCUUUCGAUGUGAAAAAACACUUAAAGGAGGGUUCAAACAAGUUGGAAGUUUUAUUUGCUUCUCCCCUGAAAAUUUCAAAGAAUUUUUACACAAGGCAGAAACAGUCUUACGAAGUGGUUCCUAAAUGCACUCCAGAGGUGUACAAUGGAGAAUGUCACGUUAAUCACAUCCGAAAGAUGCAAGCCAGUUAUGGCUGGGAUUGGGGCCUAGCCGUACCAUCGAUCGGAAUUUGGAAGGAUGUUGAAUUAAUUCCAGUAACUCAAGCUUAUGUAAAUGAAAUUGCAGUAGACGUUAUAAGGAAAAAGUCUACCUGGGAUAUAAUUGUAGGAAUAUUUUUUGACACCUUGUCCUACGAUAAGAAUGUUUCUAUUGAUGUAGAUAUACAAGUCGUAUUGGAGCUUGAUGAUGGGAAAACUAUUACGAAUUCAAAUAAUAAAACCCGGAUUAAUAUAAAAAAGAAAUACGGGAACACUUCAAUUGUUUUGGAAGUUCCGCAGGAAUCAGUUGAACUAUGGUGGCCAAAUGGAUACGGUGACCAGAAACUCUACAAACUCUCCACCAAAGUCAACAUCCUCAACUACGAAAUAGUCAACGAAAAGAAAAUAGGUUUCAGAACAGUGAAACUCGUCCAAGAUCCUGUCGAUGAGGGGCUAACUUUUUAUUUCCGUGUUAACGGUCUUGCUAUUUUUGCAAAAGGUAGUAACUACAUUCCAGGCAGUAUUUUUCCAGAGCUGAGUACCAGGCUAGAAACAAUUUUACCUUUGUUAACUUCUGUGAAGGAGGCAAAUAUGAACAUGCUCAGAGUUUGGGGCGGUGGAAUGUACGAAUCAGAUCUCUUUUACGAAUUGGCCGACAAAUUAGGAAUUUUGAUCUGGCAGGACUUUAUGUUUGCCUGCAGUAUGUAUCCAUCCGCAGAAUGGUUUUUGAGAACAGUGAAGGAUGAAGUCGUGCAAAAUGUGCUGAGACUCAAAUACCACCCGAGCAUUGCUCUUUGGGCUGGAAGCAACGAGAAUCAAGUGGCUCUAUAUGGAAAUUGGUACGGAACCAAUGAUGAGCAAGUGUACAAGGACGAUUUUAUUAAAUUGUACGUUGACCUCAUUAAAACUGAAGUCGAGAAAUUGGACCCUACCAGAGCUUAUAUUGUAUCCAGUCCUGGAAAUGGAUUAUAUGAUGAUAAAAAUGGAUACUUUAAUGUAAACCCACAAUCGAAUGCAAUGGGAGAUGUUCACUAUUACAACUACGGUUCAAAUGGUUGGGAUAUAAAUCAGUAUCCUACAAUCAGAUUUUCAUCAGAAUACGGUUUCCAGUCGUGGCCUUCGCUAAAAACUCUAAAAACCGCUGCGGAACAUGAAGAUGAUUUAAAAAUAGAAAGUGCAUUUUUAAAACAUCGCCAACAUUUGCCAGAUGGUGAUAAUAUCAUGAAACUUCUUAUUGAAAAGAAUUUCAUCAUUCCAGAAAGUAAUAGCUCUCUAAGAGAUUUGGAAGACUUUAUCUAUUUAAGUCAAAUUAAUCAGGCAGUUUCGAUAAAGAUGGAAACUGAGUCAUACAGACAGGGAAAAAGUUUUCUAAAUUCUUUGGGCGAAGGUUACACCAGGGGAGCUCUUUAUUGGCAAUUAAAUGAUGUUUGGCAAGGAGCUUCUUGGUCUUCAAUUGAAUUUGGAGGUUCUUGGAAGAUGCUGCAUUACUACGCUAAAAAUUUCUUCGCUCCAGUAAUUGUGACUUCACGUUUAUCUGAAGCCCGAGAACUCACGAUUUAUGUCAUUUCCGAUUUACACCGUAAUUUGAACGACCUUUCUGUUACGUUAAACAUUUAUAAAUGGGGUUCGCCAGUUCCAUUGUUUGUUCAGAACUUCACCAACAUUGCGGUUAAAUCUGACGAAGCGAAAGCAGUAAAAAAGCUGUGGUUAGAUGACUUUAUGAGAACAGCCGGAUGUGGAUCACUAGCUUUGGCUCGGAAAAAUUGCCUGGCAGAAAUUUUACUAAAAAACGACACAGAGAAUAAAGUUAUUAGUGAAAAUUACGUAUACCCUACUCCUCUAAAAUCCGUUUCUCUACCAACCGCUAAAGUCACUAUGAACGUGAACCCAACACCUUUGCCUGGGAAAAUAGCAAACUAUUUGGAUUAUGAGAUCGAAUUCACAUCGGACAAAAUUGCUUUAUUUGUAUGGUUAGAUGCUGGAUCGAUCAGCGGAAGGUUUUCAGAAAAUGGUUUUCAUAUUCUGCAGGGAAAAAAGACAAUCAUUUUACACACAAUGGAAGCUACAACUCCGAAAGAAAUAAGGAAAAAUGUUAAUUUUAAAACACUUUCCGAUGUUUACAGUUCAGCGAAAACAGAAACUAUUUUUUAUAUGAAAAAAUGAGUAACAAAAUAAUUUCUGAUCGUCUAGUACAUCUUGGACGAUGUCAUUUUUGUUU
Molecule: messenger RNA, 4970 nt
Organism: Belonocnema kinseyi
Lineage: Eukaryota; Metazoa; Arthropoda; Insecta; Hymenoptera; Cynipidae
Gene: beta-Man
Product: beta-mannosidase
Exons: 15
Coding region: 176-4915 (1579 amino acids)
Biological process (GO): carbohydrate metabolic process; glycoprotein catabolic process; DNA repair
Molecular function (GO): DNA binding; beta-mannosidase activity
Source: RefSeq, a predicted model, not a curated record